Messenger RNA from Cyphellophora europaea CBS 101466, 174 nucleotides. RefSeq lists its product as uncharacterized. The annotation marks the transcript as partial. NCBI's taxonomy places the organism in Eukaryota, Fungi, Ascomycota, Eurotiomycetes, Chaetothyriales, Cyphellophoraceae. The record is from RefSeq and is a predicted model, not a curated record. Gene Ontology annotation, biological process: mitochondrial electron transport, cytochrome c to oxygen. The transcript has a single exon.
GCCGCCCGCGCCAGACUGGCUGCUGGCCCUGUCGCCCGUCGUGGCUUCACCUCUACUCGAGUCCGACCCGAUCAGUACAACUUCACUCCCUACCACUACCCCGAGGGUCCGCGGUCGAACCUGCCCUUCAACACCCAGACAAGAUUCUUUGCUGUUCGCUACUGGUUAUUUAUG